CAACAAUCUCUAGUAAUCAUACACCAAUCUUUUGAUUUUCAAAAUCUGUCCCAAACCUCAUUAAAUCCAAUCGGACCCAAAAGAUCCAUUCUAUUACUACAAACAAGUUAAAAAAACAACGACAAGAUGAACCCAACCAAAAAUCUUGAUUGAUCUUGAUGAAUAAGAUCUGUUGCAAUCAAGAAAACAAAAUUAUACAAAAACCCCUCUUUCUCAAGCAAGAUUUCCAUGGAGAGAAAAGGCCAAGAAAGGGAUUUAGAAAUCCCUAAUUUCCAAGAAUCACCAUUGAAGCUGCCACUCGCCCCCAUCCUCUCCGCCCCAUCUGACCGGAAACCUAAUCCGGCGGCCGGAGCGGCCUCCGGCCGCCGCGGCAGCUCAAUUUUUAGCCCCGUUCAAACCCUAGAUCCACCGGAAAAUCCAAACCCCCGCCAGCUCCACCUCAGCCCUAGCCCUCCCCAACAUCUACUUGCACAGAGAGAACCCACCCCAGAUUCACCGCCGCCGCUGGCGGCGGCGGAUGCCGACGCCGGCGCGGACUCCAAUUCCUCAGUCAGAUACCGGGAGUGCCUGAAAAACCACGCCGCCAGAAUGGGCGGUCACGUCGUCGACGGAUGCGGCGAAUUCAUGCCAGGUGGAGAUGUCGGCACGCCGGAGUCCCUGCGCUGCGCCGCCUGUGAUUGCCACCGGAGCUUCCACCGGAAGGAAAUCGACGGCGAGCAGCCUCAUCACUUCUCCCAUCAACGGGGCGCAUUUCUCCACGGCGGCCAAGCCACAUACUCACUGCCGCCCCCGCCGCACCACCGCCGCCGUCACAAGGGCGGCACCCCCACCGCCGCCGUCGCCGCGCCUUCCGUAAUGUUCAAUUUCGGCGUCGGCGGGCCGGCGGCGGAGUCCUCCAGCGACGACCUCAACAUGUUCCGCCACCAAACAGUAUCGCCGCCGUCCCAUUCCCGGAAACGAUUCCGCACGAAAUUCAGCCAAGAUCAGAAAGAUCGAAUGCUCGAAUUCGCGUCGAGAAUCGGUUGGAGAAUUCAGAAACACGACGAGGAAGACGUCCAACGCUUCUGCAACGAUGUGGGCGUGAAAAGACAAGUCUUCAAAGUCUGGAUGCACAACAACAAACAAGCUUCCAGAAGAAGACAACAACAAGAUCAAAGAUCAUUGACCUAAUUAAGGCAAGACAAUUGAAUUAGGUUUUCACAAUUACCCUAAUUUGACUUCAUAUUAAUCCCCAAAUUUCAUUCAAUUUCACCCAAUUUCUGUAAAUUAGGUCAAUAUUUAAGAUGAAAACUAUCAAAAAGCUUGAAUGUAUUGUUCAUGGAGUCAGCCAUCACUUAUUUCGCAAAAUAUAAACCUAAACAGCAGAUUCUCAAGAAAAUGAAACAAAAGGAUGUGUAUUUAAAUAUAUAUAUAUAUGUAC
This is a messenger RNA of Andrographis paniculata, 1420 nucleotides long. Its product is annotated as zinc-finger homeodomain protein 6. The record is from RefSeq and is a predicted model, not a curated record. Lineage: Eukaryota; Viridiplantae; Streptophyta; Magnoliopsida; Lamiales; Acanthaceae. The transcript has a single exon. Gene Ontology annotation, molecular function: transcription cis-regulatory region binding; DNA-binding transcription factor activity. Gene Ontology annotation, cellular component: nucleus. Gene Ontology annotation, biological process: regulation of DNA-templated transcription; regulation of developmental process. The coding region runs from base 229 to 1170 and encodes 313 amino acids.